Molecule: messenger RNA, 5926 nt
Organism: Sphaerodactylus townsendi
Lineage: Eukaryota; Metazoa; Chordata; Lepidosauria; Squamata; Sphaerodactylidae
Gene: CHRM2
Product: cholinergic receptor muscarinic 2
Exons: 4
Coding region: 549-1955 (468 amino acids)
Biological process (GO): adenylate cyclase-inhibiting G protein-coupled acetylcholine receptor signaling pathway; adenylate cyclase-activating adrenergic receptor signaling pathway; regulation of smooth muscle contraction
Cellular component (GO): dendrite; plasma membrane; synapse
Molecular function (GO): G protein-coupled serotonin receptor activity; G protein-coupled acetylcholine receptor activity
Source: RefSeq, a predicted model, not a curated record
CAGAAAGGUCUGGGCGCUGGGAGCUUUCUGCUGGGCAGAGAGCGGCCAGAAAGCUGAGGCUGCCGUGCCUGCCCGUUCCUUAACCUCGGCUGCUGAUGGAGCCUGGCUGAGCCUUCGACAAAGAUGAUCCGGACUGGGUUUAUGGCACUUUCUGAGACUCGCCGCCGGGACAUCCCCAUCCCGAAACAACCAGCUGGCUGCACGCCUUUACCUUAUCCAGAUAUGGAAGAAAGAUAAAGAGGCCACCACUGCAUUCAGACGUUGAGCAGCAGCCGGCCACCUGUCUGGCUUUCUGUGGACUUCCCAGUUGGCUGGAACGCAAGCCAGAGAGAAGGAAUGAAACUUCGGGCAGGGGGAAUACAGGUGAUGGCUUCAGACAGAUCGACUGUAAUCAGCCAAGUGCAGGAGAGCCACAUUUUCUUCAUUCCUCAGGCAGGCUUAGAAGAUGCCAGUGUCACCUUUGACUGUCGCUGAGGCAGCCCAGAACGCUGAACCCAAGUCUCCAAAGGUUUAAGAACUAUUUGUCUACCAACUUACUAGACACAAACAUGAAUAACUCAACGAAUGUAACCUCUUUGGAGGACGUGAUGGCUCUUGGAAGUCCUUAUAAAACUGUUGAGGUAGUCUUCAUCGUCAUAGUGGCUGGAUCCCUCAGCUUAGUGACCAUCAUUGGGAACAUCCUGGUUAUGGUGUCCAUUAAAGUCAACCGGCACCUGCAGACAGUCAACAAUUAUUUUCUUUUCAGUUUGGCAUGUGCUGAUUUGAUCAUUGGUGUCUUUUCCAUGAAUCUGUACACUCUUUACACUGUGAUUGGCUACUGGCCUUUGGGACCGGUAGUUUGUGACUUGUGGCUGGCUCUUGACUACGUAGUCAGCAAUGCCUCCGUCAUGAACCUUCUCAUUAUCAGCUUUGACAGAUAUUUUUGUGUCACCAAGCCUCUGUCAUACCCUGUCAAGCGGACCACUAAGAUGGCAGGAAUGAUGAUUGCUGCAGCAUGGGUGCUUUCUUUCAUCUUGUGGGCACCUGCAAUUCUCUUUUGGCAGUUCAUUGUAGGGGAAAGGACUGUUCCUGAUGGGGAAUGCUACAUCCAGUUCUUGUCCAAUGCAGCUGUCACCUUUGGCACUGCCAUUGCAGCUUUCUAUCUACCAGUUAUCAUUAUGACUGUUCUCUACUGGCAAAUAUCCCGGGCUAGUAAGAGCAGGAUUAAAAAAGACAAAAAAGUGGGUGGACAAAACCAGGAACCAGUGUCUCCCAGUUUGGUCCAAAGUAAAAUAGUGAAACCAAACAAUAACAACAUCCCACCAACUGAAGAUGGGAUAGAGCAUAGCAAAAUUCAGAACGGUAAAGCCACUGUGGAAUCAGUUGUGGAAAAUUGUGUUACUACAGAGGAGAAGGAGAGCUCAAAUGACUCCACCUCUGUUAGUGCUGUAGCUUCCAACACGAAAGAGGAUGAAGCCAUCAAAGAUGACACCAGGGCUUCCAUCUCCCAAGCCAACUCCAAAGUGGAGAACUCCAAACUGAAGUGCAUCAGGAUAUUCACCAAGUCCCCCAAAGAUGAUUGUGAUAGCUCUGCCAAUACCACCGUGGAACUUGUUGGAAGUGAUGGCCAGAAUGGAGAUGAGAAGCAGAAAAUUGUUGCCCGGAAGAUUGUCAAGAUGACUAAGCAGCCGGCCAAAAAGAAAGCACCUCCUUCCAGAGAGAAAAAAGUGACCAGAACUAUCUUGGCUAUUCUCCUGGCCUUCAUCAUUACCUGGACACCAUAUAAUGUCAUGGUACUCAUCAACAGCUUCUGUGCAUCGUGUAUCCCCAACACAGUAUGGACAAUUGGUUACUGGCUGUGCUAUAUCAACAGCACCAUCAAUCCUGCUUGCUAUGCGCUCUGCAAUGCUACCUUUAAGAAAACCUUUAAGCACCUCCUUAUGUGUCAUUACAAGAACAUAGGAGCCACAAGGUGAAAAAACCAAAAUAAGGGGGAAGGAGGUUCCAAGUAUGUUAAAACAAUGCCAUAGCACUUUAUGCUCUAGUGUGACAUCAAGAGGCAUAAAGGAGAUGCUGAUCAAGAGUAUGCACUUCAUCUCCAACACCUGCACUUAACAGUUCACAAGUCAUCAGGAGGCUGGAAAGGGCUGAUCAGCCACUUGAAGACAGGUCCUCGAGGCAACAUUCCCUGCUCUCCAAAUAGUAUCAUUCAGAAGGGCUUUUGACUCCAUUGUUCUUGGGGCACAAUCCCUGGGAAGUUCUCUUGUGUAAGCGGGAAAUGGGAGAGCACAAGAUCAUUGAUCAAUGAGGCUUGCACAGGAGAACUUGGCAAGCGCUGUGGCCUUAGUCAAUUUUUUGGUAUAACUGUGGCCAGUUUGUCUGUGUGUGUCCAGUCAUUCAAAUAACCUAUGCGGAAAGUGUAAAUGGUAGGAAAAGGAAGACACAGAGCUAGCCAGUUGGGUUGAUUGUUUCUAUGAUUUGAUGCUGAGGAGCCUACUGUUUAUCUUUGCCUUGCUCGUGUCUGUUCCAAUCUGCAUUUAAAAAGUAGUACUGUACCUCAUACUGGGCCGAAGCAGCCAAACUUUUAAGCAAUUUUUUUGGGGCAAGGUGUCAACAUUAUCCAUUUGAAAUGUUUGGGACUUUAUUGUGCCAGAAUUUGACUGGAUUGCACUCAUUCAUAAUCAGUGAUAAUUUUAAGUGAUUUGCCGUGGUCAUCUGUUCUUCCUUUUUGUCGAGGUCAAGCUUUGCACAGCACUUAUGGCCAGCUCAGUCAACUAAAGAUAUUGUUUGGUACACCAAAAAGGGUUAUCCUUGGAACCCAGAGUUUUGGAGAAGUUAAAACUGACUUGUAACUCUUACUAUACCAGUUAAUAAAUGUGUGUGGGGUACAUAUCUGCAACAGCAGUCAAAAUUCUGGCAUUGCAUGGAUAUUCUAGAGCAAUGAUUAUGCAGAAACUUAUGAUUAAGGUAUUGCUUUGGUUAUAUAUCCCCUGUGCUAUUAUAUCAAGCCCUGUCAUAGGGCUUUCAGGUUGCAUCCUAGAAAUUCCUUUUGUAUGCCUGGUGGUAAAUUUGGUAGCCUGAAGUCUGGGGUCCAAUUCAAAUGAGUCUAGUGAAUAUCUCUGACCACACACUCAUUUUAGAAUUGGACACACCUCCCGCCAUGUUUGCUCUCAGCAAUAAGUACAUCCUGAGUGUGUCAACUUCAGAUUAAUAAAUGGUCUCUGUUGAGUUUUAUUUGUGCUAGUAAUUAUCCUUGUAUAGAUUUUCUCUUUUUGCACAUGAAGAAAGACUUCUCAGUGGUGUUCUCAUGUGUGAUCCAAAAUUUCAACCGCUUGUGACAAAUGACUCUAUUACGUGUCUCAGGUCUCAACUACGCAUAAUGCUGGAAGUCCUGUAACUGAAGUUCACAGAAUUGUUUUCUUGAAAAAUCAGGCAUCUGGGAGAACUUGAACUAGGACCACAGUGUGAGGGCUUUAAGCCCCACACUUUGUUUUUUUGACCUGAAGCAGCCCUCAAAAGCUGCCAUGUAUGUGUUUUAAUGGGCUAGCUCCGUAGGACUGUUUCAAGUUGCAUGUUUCAAGUUUGAUGGGCUAGCUCUGUAGGACUGUUUCAAGUUGCAAAAACAGCACUGGGGAUAGGCUUAAAUCCCUCCCCUUCCACACGCAACUGCAGCCCCAGUCUCAACCAAGCCCUUCCAUGACUGAUUUUUCAAGUGAAAUAAAAGGUGGGGUAGAGGGAGAAAAUUGAAAUUUCCAGUCAUAGCAUUCCAAGUAUCAUGCGUUGUCGAGCUCUGGCUUCACAUAUCAACAUUCAAGAAUGUUUUGAAUUUGAGAUUUAGGGAAGCAAAAUCAAACAAGCUUCUACAACCUAAUCUUCACUGAGAUAGUAAGCAGUCCCAUUUCAAACUGGAGGAGAGGGUUCACAGAGCAGAAUGCUUCAUCCACCAGUUCCACUCCCAGAGAAAACAGGCAGGAUGUGCUUAAGGGACAGAACCCUCUUCCUGGAGCAUUCUAGCUUGUAAUGUUCUAAGCUUGCAAUGUUCUAGCUAUAUGUUUUUAACAGUGGAGGGGCAUUCAAUCUGGUGAGCCCCCAUGUGCACUCCACUCAGGCAUGGGUUUGCCCCUGUAGGGAGAAAUGAGUGACUAAAUUGCGCUGGACUAAGAUUUGAUUCAGGCCAGAGAAAAUGAAGCACAGAAUUCCAUAUAUGUUGGAUGCAUUCAGAGAUCAAAUUCUGCAUUAAACUAGGAUGAAUUAAUUUCCCAAACACUCAGCAGUGGCUAAGAUUUCUUACCCAGAGACUGUAUUAUGCCCAAAACAUCAUAUCAAAUCAUUAACAGUGCAAUCUUAAGCAGAGUUGCACCCUUCUAUAUCCAUUGGUGUCAAUAGACUUAGAAAUUUGUAAUUCUGUUUAGGAUUGCACUGUCCAAUUUAUGGGCUUAAAUUAUUGCUCAUUGGAAUCAUGGUCUAUUUAAUACAUAUAAAGUUAUCCCUUCCACAUCACAGGGGUUAGGGCCGUGACCCCCCUCCCCGAUCUGAAAAUCCACGUUAAAAAAUUUGGCCCUCCCUUCAUAUCAGAGAAGAAGUCUCAAUAUUAAUGGUAUUAAAAAUAAACUAAGCUGAUAUUAUACAAUACUACACAUACUUUUUAUGCAUUUCUGAGUUUCUAAACUUUCUCUGUGUCAUCUGCUGACCUUCACUUGUUAUCUGCAGAUUCCAUAAAAACUCACCCCAAAUUCCCAUUUACUUUCUUAUGCCAACCUGUGUUAUAUCAAAACCGCAGUGGGGAAAGUCUUGUUGUGGAAGGGAUAACUGCAAAUGUGUAAACUAGUCAGGGAAUUCAUGGGCAAUGUUGCACAGAUUCAUUUGGUAUGAAUCUGGGUGUCUCCUCCAAUUUAUGGACUUAAAUUAUUGCUCAUUUGAACCAUUGUCUAGUAUCCUUUAAUGUCUAUAGAAUUGCUACUGAUCACCUCCAAACAUUUCCUGGGGAUUCAAGAAGUCCCAUUAAAUGCAGUGGAUCUUACUUCUGAGUAACCAUGCCUAGGGAUGAUGCAAUAAGAACAUAAUCCACAGACAAUUAGAUACAAGCAGAACAUAAACAGAACAUGGAAUCAGUGCACCCUUUGUUACGCUGCACCAUUUUAGAGUUUGACUGCAUAUCAGGAAAAAAGGCUGCAUAGGAUAUCAUUUCUUCAGACAUUUAACUAUUAUAAAAAACAAAGAAGAAUUCAACAUGCUAUCCCCUUCACCUGCAGUCUGCAUUCUCACCAAUAGAUACUUCAGUUGCCUACCAAUAGCAAAUACUCAAGCAAAUACUCUGAUGAUCUAUAGCUGCUUUUACUCCCUUUAGAAUUAAUAGCACUUAAGCACUUAACUACUUAAGGGUUCGUUGAUUUAAAUGAAAUUGAAGCAUGCUUAACUUCGUCCAGAUUUCAGGCUGGGGAUUUUGCUCAGCCACGAUCCAGAAACAACGUGCACACUUAUGAAGUUCACAAAGAGUUUCAAUAUUUACAUUCCAUCCUUCUACUCCUCUUAAUGUUAAUUGCUAUUUGGUUAAAUGACCGACUCCCCCUUUUUCCCUAUUGUAUUACAGCAAUCCUGUUGGCUUCAGUUGUAUUACAUGUCAGGCCUAUUUGGUUUCAUGUUUAUUCAUUCAAGUUCUAAUUAGGGGCACAGUUUUGAUAUAUACUUAGUGAGAAGGAAGUCCCAUUGAACUCAGAUGGUCUUGCAUCUGAGAAAGCUUGACGGGCUGCAAAACUUCCUUUAAAAACCAUCGUAACUUGUUCUUCCUCUUUGUUCUGGCCAAUGAAAGAAAGCUAAGAAAAACUCAUUUUAGUCCUUAUCUUGUUUUAUGGUUGAUCUCUUUUCCCCUGAACUACUUUUUAAAUUAUUAUUAUUAUACACAUAACAACACAGCACAAGUAUCUGGAAUUCAUCUCUGAAUAUCGAG